ACUUAACCAAACCAGUUGUGUAUAAAAAAGAAUAAUUAGGCCCAAAACCCACCCCCACACGGCCACACACCAUUCCCCAAGUCCCGAGGCCCGAGCCCGCCUUUGACAAAAAAUGAGAAAUUCUUUCAAUUUUGAUUCAAAACUACAAUUCGCCUUCUUCUACCUUUCGCCGAUUCCGCGUCCACCACCACCAUCACCAUCACCAUCACCACAACGCGCCAUACGCGACCACCACCACCAUCAACUGCUUCCUUCGUUGUUGUUGUUGUUGUUGUUGUUGUUGUUGUUGUUGUUGUUGUUGUUGUCGUCGUCGUCAUUGGUGUUGCGCCCCCUACUUUUCUCCUCUGUUCAUGUGCUCCUCUCCGCCUUCUCUCUCCUCUGGUUGUCGGAUCACCGCAGUAGUCGCCGACGACCCUGCUACCCUGCCUACUGUUGUUGAUUUGGUUGUUAUUGUUAGUCAUUGCUCUGCUGCCUCUGCUAUUUUAAGGGAGUUUCCAAUAAUACAAUCCAAAGUAGGAUUCUGUUCUUUGGGACAUCGGUGAUAAACUCAUCAAUGGACGGUAGAGUGGAGGCAGAGGAGUUGUCAAACUCUUUAGGGGGACUGAGUGAUUCAGAAUACUCUUCCCAGGAUUCUGCAGAUGACGAAUUGCAGUUCAGGAGUGUUGUCUUGAAGGCUUGUUGGAAAGAUGAAACGGGUAUGGCUGAGGUUAUGAAUCACAAGGGGAAUUUGUUGCAAACGAUGGGGAUUAAUCGUAAUGGCAAGAUAUAUCUCUCAAUUGAAGAAACACUGUUUUUAGUACAAAUAGGGGAAUUGCUUCUUGUUGAUGAUAAGGAUACUACAAUUACUUUAAGUGAGGUCUAUCCAAAAGUUGCAGAAGAAAAGAGUGGUUGCAGUUGGGAAGGUUUUAAGAUCUAUCAGCAUCUUAAGUCCCUUGGCUACAUUGUUGGGAGAGUUGGAAUUCCGUGGAGCCAGGAGAGCAUAAAGAAUUGCACAAUGGUACUUGAGGACACAUCCGAGACGGAUAACGUAACACAAUUUAUAUUCGCUAGGACUUCCAUUGUUCAGCCGUUGAACAACUUACAGCUUAAUGAAGCAAAUCCUUUAUCUGAAGAUGAUCUUCCAAAUAAGUUUAAGAAGACAUUUCCUGAAGAAUCAAAAUUUGUUGUCCAUUUACCUGUUUAUGAAGUUUAUCUUUCAAACAGCCAGUUCGAGAAGACAUGUCCUGGGGAUCCAAACUUUGUUGUCUAUCCAACCAGCGGCCAUCCACCUUCACAGUCUGAUAUCAAAGAGCUGGAAAGACAAAGCAAUGGCCUCCCUUUAAAAGUUGGUCAUAUAGAUGAAGGACGAGUCAGUUUGUUCUCUUUUGACAAAGUGGAGCUUCCUGUCCUACCAUGAAAAAGGAUGAGUCAUUUUGGUACGUGUUAUAAACAUUAUAAACGACUUUACUAGUCUUUCUAUCUUAUACUCGUAUACCCUUACAUAUACCCUUCUGUGCAUUGUUAUAUGUUGGAAUUUCUGGAAUGAAUCUGUUUGAGAAGUGGAGUGUACUGGGCGUGUCGCAACUUGCAAGAUAAUAUGAAGUAUGAAGCGGUAGUUUUGUUUAAAGCAAUAGCAAUUGCACUCUCAAUAGUCAAUAGUCACUAUCAAUGGUUGCUGCUGGUUGGUGAUCAGCCCCCCUCCCCUUCAGCUCUAAUGCCUUCUCGAGUUCUCUCUAUUUUAUUUUUAUUUUUUUGGUUUAAAGAUGGGCAAGCUUAAAUUAAGAAAAUAAAAGAGUUAUACAAAGCAUUGAACAGGCUUUUAGGGUACAUCAUAAACAAAAUAUUGCAAUCUAGCCUCCCUAACAGUUUCGAGCUCUUUCAAAUACACAUCUCUAUAACAGAGAUACAACUGAUCAUGCCAUUGUACUACUCCCAUUGCGACUUCUUGUGGGGUCAGCUAGGCCAUUAGUGCUUCUACCCUCGAAACGCAACAGAGUAUCGGAGAAUUUUUGAAUUGGCCGAAAGGAAGUGUGGAAAUUGAAAGCAUCAACUGCACCUAUGGGAAAUAAACAAAUACGGAAUAAAAAACUUAUGAGUUACUUUCAUUGGAAGUUACUCUGUUCUUGCAAUUCUUAGGAAUUUCCUAAGCUAGUCCCUUCAUUUGUAUUCGUAAUUGAUUGUGAUAUCUAGAAUUUUUAUUGAAACCCUAAUUUUUGUGAAACCUGUGGAGAAUGAUAUAAUAUCUAUCAAUUCCCGUAUCAGUCGGAGAUCAAUUCAGUUCAUGUCUUUUCAUUGAAAACUAAACACUUGGAAGAGGAUUGAAUUUGGUCUUGGUGAAUGUAAAUUAGUAGGAAGACCAAGGUUAGGGUUAGUCAAUGAGACUUUGUACUGGAGAAAGGAAAAUGAUAAAUUGUUUCUUUUGAGUUGGCUCUUGAGGCAGUUUCCAUGUUUCUUCAUUUGUCUGUGCGUGAGCCGGGGGUGCUAUCUUGUUUAUCAUGGGAGGGUGCGUAUCCAGUAUCCACACGUGUUUCCAACUAUGAAGGCUCGGUCAUAGACGUUGUGAAAUGGCCGGGAAGGGUGGUUUAUGUUCUUUGUUGUGACUUGGAAUGGAGUGAUGAAUUUGAUUGGGCUCACAAAGGCUGGCAAGAUACGUGUUGCUUAUUCUCAUUGCUUAGUGCCAAGCUUGAUUGUUACAAGUUCAAAGAAAUCAUUUGUGACGUUUCAAAGUCAGUGGAGCACUCGAAUGGAGAGGGUUAUGUUCCGAGUCAAAUUUCACCUCUUCCUCCUGUGGAGGCCAGUGGCCCGAUGCAUUAGGACAGCAGGUUGCAUAAACCAUUCUAACAGAUGACAGUUUCCCGCUGUGGCGGUGUCUGUAGAGAUGUGAACCUCGAAGGCGGUUUUGAACUACGGGACUCUUUGCUAUAUUAUAUGAUCAACCUCUCUUUAAUUUCUGUUAUGAUAUUCGAUCUGCGUAUCCAUGAAGAAAUGUAGGUACAACUGCUUGUGCGAAUUGCUAAUCAAUAAACUUCUGUUUUGAGCUAUGCAACUCUAUGAUUAUCUACGAUCCGUAAUGAUGAAAUUUAUGUUGAAGAAUAUAUAGGGAAGUUUAAGUAUUCGCAUCAGAAUAUCAAUAAUUAUGAUGUAUUGGAAAUUCGUAUACUUACAUAGCAAAUGUUUUAAGUUACAAAAUAAAGAAAA
Molecule: messenger RNA, 3177 nt
Organism: Spinacia oleracea (spinach)
Lineage: Eukaryota; Viridiplantae; Streptophyta; Magnoliopsida; Caryophyllales; Amaranthaceae
Exons: 6
Coding region: 554-1396 (280 amino acids)
Biological process (GO): tRNA-type intron splice site recognition and cleavage
Cellular component (GO): tRNA-intron endonuclease complex
Source: RefSeq, a predicted model, not a curated record